This is a messenger RNA of Hypomesus transpacificus, 2997 nucleotides long. RefSeq names its product ATPase H+ transporting V0 subunit b (gene atp6v0b). The record is from RefSeq and is a predicted model, not a curated record. Gene Ontology annotation, cellular component: proton-transporting V-type ATPase, V0 domain. Gene Ontology annotation, biological process: proton transmembrane transport. Bases 180 to 815 code for a protein of 211 amino acids. The transcript is spliced from 8 exons. Lineage: Eukaryota; Metazoa; Chordata; Actinopteri; Osmeriformes; Osmeridae. Gene Ontology annotation, molecular function: proton-transporting ATPase activity, rotational mechanism.
CCCCGUCAGCUGACUGACAGCGAGCUUCUUCCUCCUUUUGAUGGUGCUAGUUUUUUCUCCGUCAAGACGGAUGAAGAGCACACUAUUUUAGGAAAUUGAAACACACUGGUAACACUUAUUACGUUAAAGUAAAGAUAACGUUGGUGUACAACAUAUAGGCUGCUAGUAACACCGUAUAGAUGCUUCUGGAGUGUAUGAUGAACGGACACGCCAUCCUCUACACCGGGGUCACUUUGGCCUUCUGGAGUACAAUUCUCAUCGUCGGUAUCUGUUAUACAAUUUUUGACCUUGGAUUCCGCUUUGAUGUGGCAUGGUUUCUCACAGAGACCUCCCCCUUCAUGUGGGCUAACCUGGGGAUCGGUUUGGCCAUCUCCCUCUCCGUGGUGGGAGCUGCAUGGGGAAUUUACAUCACUGGUUCCAGUAUCAUUGGGGGUGGAGUUAAAGCACCACGAAUCAAAACCAAGAAUCUGGUUAGCAUCAUUUUCUGUGAGGCUGUAGCCAUCUAUGGGAUCAUCAUGGCUAUUGUCAUCAGUAACAUGGCCGAGAACUUUAGCGGAACUACACCAGAGUCUAUCGGGGCGAGGAACUACCAAGCCGGUUACUCCAUGUUCGGUGCUGGUCUUACCGUGGGUUUCUCCAACCUGUUCUGUGGCAUCUGUGUUGGCAUCGUGGGCAGUGGGGCGGCCCUGGCGGAUGCUCAGAACGCCAGCCUCUUCGUGAAGAUCCUCAUCGUCGAAAUCUUUGGCAGCGCAAUUGGGCUGUUUGGAGUGAUUGUAGCCAUUUUACAGACAUCAAAAGUAAAAAUGGGCGACUAGAAGACAUAUCUACACAAUGAUUAAAGACAAGACAGCUGGACGGACAGAUGGAUAAUGUAAAUACAUAGUAAAUUAUUGAAAUGUCUUCUUUUUUGUUUUUUUUCUGUGAUUAUUUUUAACCAUCAUUUGCUGGAGAGUGACAGAUUAGCAUCAUUUUGUCUUAUUGAGGAUCGCAACUCUGUCAAUAGAGUAACAUUUGGCCUAAUUCCCAAAGCGUUAGACAUAAUUAUUUGCUCAAAGUUUUAAUGAUUGCGUACCUCCCAUCAUCUAAUUACAUCAUCACAAUUAAAAUGGCUACCUGAUGGAGGAAGUACUCUGUAGUAGACGGAACACAUCUUUCAACACUUCCUGAUUCCAUGGCCGAUAGAGAAGUGAUGGGUUUCCAUUAUUAUGUACAACUAUAACUGCUGUCAGAAGCAUAUGAUCUGUGUGAAUGAUGGUGGACUGGUACAAAUGCAGACUGUUCUGUAAAGGGACUUACUGUUCUUAUAUGGAAGCAAAAAGCUGAAUGUUGUAUUUGAUGGAUUUAGAUAUUUCACAUCUGCUUGAAUAGUCUUGCAAACAAUUCCUCUUCUUAAAUCACAAUCUCUCCGUCUUUUCCGAAUCUAUUUCAGAACAUUUUUAUCCCAAAACUCUUCAUGUCUGAUUGGUUAAAAAUGUGAAUAUAGUAAAUUGGUGUGUGUGUGUGUGUGUAUAUAUAAAAGGGCACGUGGCUGUCUUUGUGAAGCAUGAGGUUGUUUACCAUUCUGUGUACCUUAGCUUGUUUCGUCUUAUUAAUGUUUUUCUUUUCUUUUUUUUUAAGCAAGUGGUCUUGACCCACAGAAAACUGUGGCUGAAUCUUACAGUAUUUCACUCAGUUCAAGUGAUAAUGGAUUGUGUCAACAGCCAUCUCAGGUCGGGAACCUUGUAAAUGAUCCAUUCAUGGAGUGAGAAAUUAGCCUACAACUUAUUUGUUUUCAAGACCUUUUCUUUCCAAUUCUUUGUUAUGUUUUUUUCUUUUCUUAUGUUUUACUGUAUGUAGUCAUUCUGGAGCUUGAAUUAUUUGAGUUCCUCUUUGAGCUUGACUACUGUGAACGGUCUGACAAUGGUACCCAUGUUCAGGAAGGUGUUCCCUUGUUUAAAUAGACGCCUAUGCUGUUCUUCACUUACACCUACUGUUUGUAGCUGAGAUUGGGGUAUUGGCCUGGUGCUUGAUUUGGGACAGGCCAAUACCCUAACCUGAACCAACAUAGAGAAAUACAUCCCUGACCAGUUGGCCUUUUUCAUAGUCAAGUCAAAUUUGUUUUGUAUUUUGAUUAUUUGGUUGCUGUCAUUAGAUUAGAUCAGUUCUAAUCUAUACACAUUGUUCCAAAUGAGUCUAUAUUCAACAAUGUGAUGUGAAAUUCCUAUGGAUCCCUACAGGAGUCUGCAAAUGGAAAGAGGGUUAGAAGCACCACCCUUCCUCUCCUUCUGAGGGAGUGCCCUCCAGUAUUCUGACAGACGACUGUGUGGUUCAUCACCAGGCAGUCAAAAUGAGGGCUCCCCUUUUCUCCGUCCCUGUUGUUACUGUUAAGUUGAUCUUUAAAUGUGUGCUCUGUUUAUUUUGAAUGUAGAAAUCUCACAGCCCUCUUUCCGCAUGCAGAUAAGGCUCCUGUUGACAUGUCAAGCUGAAUCAUUUGGAGUAGUUGUGGUGAGUCUCAUGAUCUUUCAUGUGCGUGUCUGCUGUGUUCAGGCGUUUACUUUUGAGCAUUCCUAAAUGGACCUAGACGUUUAUUCCGAGGUAACCAAUCAGGCUUGAGAGAGCCCCAGGCUACGGCUGUGUUUGAAUACUGGACCAAUAGAUGCAUCCAUCAUCAGUUCUUGAGGUACUGUUGCUGAUGUCUUAAGGCUGAAUCGUUGGAGGACUGUGCUACUUAGCAUAGACACGUCUGUUCAUGUCAGGUCUGAUUUCACGAAGCAAGGUUGUUGUUUUUUCCAGCCAUUCAUACUCUUGCCCAAUGUUAAGAAAUCUUAUAUGGUUUGAGACUCUCUUCAAACUUGAUUGGGCCUCUGUUGUAGUGGUGCGUCAUUCCUCAUGCAAUGGAAGUUCUAGAAGUCCACAUAUGGCUGUUUGAUAUGUUGAUGUGGUGAUCCCAUUGUUUUGACACGUGUAAAAUAAGUGACUCCAUUAAUGUCCAAGAAAUAAAUAACAAUUACAACGACA